Brachypodium distachyon (stiff brome) is the source of this 2187-nucleotide messenger RNA. RefSeq names its product palmitoyl-acyl carrier protein thioesterase, chloroplastic. The transcript has 7 exons. The coding region runs from base 330 to 1616 and encodes 428 amino acids. Gene Ontology annotation, molecular function: acyl carrier activity; fatty acyl-[ACP] hydrolase activity. NCBI's taxonomy places the organism in Eukaryota, Viridiplantae, Streptophyta, Magnoliopsida, Poales, Poaceae. Gene Ontology annotation, biological process: fatty acid biosynthetic process. The record is from RefSeq and is a predicted model, not a curated record.
UAACGGCUGUGCUUCCUUCUUCCUUCCCCUUCGUGGCCGCCUCGUCUCUCUCGUCGUGUGCUGAGAACCAAACGAAGGGAAAAAAAAACUCAUCUCUCUCUCUCUCUCUCUCUCUCUCUCUCUCUCCCCGUCUCGAGUGUGAGGUUGGCGAGCGAGCGGAGUCCGCGCGAAUCCGACCGUGUUGAUCCAGCCCGAGGCGUUCCCGGAGGAGUGGAGGAGCGGCGGCGCCCGGCGGCGGCGGCGAGGGUCUUUGAUUCGGGGCCCGUCCCGCGGGAGUUGCACGGUUGGUGCUUAAUCUUUGGAUCCUGGACGUGAAGUAGGGUCGCGUCAUGGCAGGGUCCCUUGCCGCCUCGGCGUUCUUCCCCAGCCCAGGAUCUUCACCAGCUGCAUUGGCUAAAAGCUCCAAGAACACGUCCGGUGAAUUACCUGAGACUUUGAGUGUCCGUGGAAUUGUCGCAAAGCCUAACACGCCUCCUGCGGCCAUGCAAGUGAAAACUAAGGCCCAAGCACUCCCCAAGGUUAAUGGCACCAAGGUUAAUCUCAAGACUUCAAGCUCUGACAAGGAAGACACAGUGCCUUAUAGUUCUUCAAAGACAUUCUAUAACCAACUGCCAGAUUGGAGCAUGCUGCUUGCAGCUGUCACGACCAUCUUCCUGGCCGCAGAGAAGCAGUGGACAAUGCUUGAUUGGAAACCGAAGAGGCCUGACAUGCUUGUCGACACAUUUGGCUUUGGCAGAAUCAUCCAGGAUGGGAUGGUUUUUAGGCAGAACUUUUUGAUUAGGUCCUACGAGAUUGGUGCUGAUCGUACAGCUUCUAUAGAGACAUUAAUGAAUCAUUUACAGGAAACAGCUCUUAACCAUGUGAAGACUGCUGGUCUCCUUGGAGAUGGUUUUGGUGCUACUCAGGAGAUGAGUAAACGGAACUUGAUCUGGGUUGUCAGCAAAAUUCAGCUUCUUGUAGAGCGAUAUCCAUCAUGGGAAGAUAUGGUUCAAGUCGAUACAUGGGUAGCUUCUUCUGGAAAAAAUGGCAUGCGUCGAGAUUGGCAUAUCCGUGACUACAAUUCGGGGCAAACGAUCUUGAGAGCUACAAGUGUUUGGGUUACGAUGAAUAAGAACACUAGAAAACUUAACAAAAUGCCUGAUGAAGUUAGGGCUGAAAUAGGCCCGCACUUCAACAAUGACCGUUCCGCUUUAACAGAGGAGCAUAGUGACAAGUUAGCUAAGCCUGGGAGCAAAGAUGGUGGCCGUGCUACCAAACAGUUCAUAAGGAAGGGGCUUACCCCAAAAUGGGGUGACCUUGAUGUCAACCAACAUGUGAACAAUGUGAAGUAUAUUGGGUGGAUUCUUGAGAGUGCUCCAAUUUCAAUACUGGAAAAGCAUGAGCUCGCAAGCAUGACACUGGACUACAGGAAGGAGUGUGGGCGUGACAGCGUGCUGCAGUCACUUACCAAUGUCACAGGUGAGUGCACCGACGGCAGCCCAGACUCUGGUAUCCAGUGCAGCCAUCUGCUCCAGCUGGAGUGUGGAACUGACAUCAUGAAGGCCCACACAAAGUGGCGGCCGAAGAGAGCGCAGGGCGAAGGAAACACAGGGUUGUUCCCAGCUGAGAGUGCAUAAAUCUACUUCCAUUUGUCAAUCUGGGCAAGCAUGGUGUCUUAUCAAAUUGCAACGGUGGAGGAAAAAUAUUUUGUGCCGGGGAUGAGCCACAUAACAACACAUGUUCCGAUUCAGAGACCGCAACGCACAUGGUGGCAAGCAAGUUUGGGGAGAAAAAUUAACCAAUUUGGAAACCCUGGGAGGAAGGUUUUACUAAGUGAUUUGAAAGGAUUGAAGGAAAAUAGCGGCGGUGAAGAGGGACGGCAGGGGUUGUUGUGAAACUUGUGAUGCUGAUUCGAUUUGAUUGGUGACGGAGAGGGAUUGAGGCCGGAGAAGAAGAUGCAACACAGGGGUGAUGAAUAAUCUGUAGCAGCGGUAACAAGUUUAGGCGAGAUGGGUCGGCGUGUGUUGUGGAGGCAAUCCCUUGUAACAUCCCCUAGUGACUGACGGUUUGUUUGUACAUUCUUUUACCUCCUCCCCUAUCCAUCCUCUGUUGUUGUUGUUGGUGGUGGUUGAAACCGCAGCAAUGUGUUGGUACUGGACUUGAUGCUUGAGAAAAUUCUGUCCCUGGAAACGGUCCUCUGUUGCUUUU